UUCCGUUAGAAUGAUGCGAUUCGUUCCACUGUUGAACAUAAACCUGUUUACUUGUCUGAUCAAAUUUGUGUCAAACAAAGCAAAAUACGAUUUGACGAUGGUGAAUGAGAGAAGCUCCGAAAACUACGAUUAUCCUAUUGCCUAACCCUCCCCGUACUUAAACCAUCCAUGAAAUGUAGCACCUCCAGCGUGGCAAACCGUAGCUUAUUUAGGAAUGCUAAUUCCAUAACUGGACAACCGCCCAAAAGCGUUCGGGGGAGCAGCAGCAGGCGCCAACCACCUUCGGAAGCCAUUGUUUUGUUCGGUUUCAUUGCCAAGUUCACCCCAUUCCCACCCCCCACGCCGAUGGAUUAUAUUUCGAUCCAUAAACGUUCCCCCCCUCCCACCCCUCUUCCCCAGUAGAAAGAUCUAAGAUAAGGUUUCGGAAAACAAACGUACGCGACCCCGAACCGAGAGACGCGAACGAAAAUAGCGAGCAUUAUAAUCGCCACCAACCGAGCGUCCGUCGUGAGCGCAUUACAAAGGUGAAAAGGCUUCUUCUCCACUGUUUUCUAGCGCUCGAGCGCUUAUGGUGGUGGGGGUGCGAAAUAGAAAAAAAUUCCAUUAGAAAACCGAGCACACGUGCAGCGCGCGCGAGAGGGCUUCGGUUGUCCGCACACACGCGUCGUUCGCGCCGUUCGCUGGACCGCUGCUGACCACGAUCAGCCCCAUCAUCAGUCGGCAGUGGUACGGCGUCGCGGAUAGUUUAGCGUUGCAAACUCGCAUCGCAAAAGGCAACAUGCUGCUGAGUAUAUUGAUAGGCGCAACGGUGGCCGUGCUGACGUACAAGCUUGCCCGGCUCAUCAUCGAGGGUGGUCAGUUUCGGAAGGGCACACGGUGCGAUGGAAAGGUGAUCCUCAUAACGGGCGCCAACACGGGCAUCGGGAAGGAAACGGCCCGCGAGCUGCUGAAGCGUGGCGGAAAGGUGUACAUUGCUUGCCGGUCGCUCGAGCGUGGCAACGAGGCGCGGAGCGACAUCAUCGCACAAACUGGGCUGGCCGAUAUUCACGUGCGCGAGCUAGAUCUUGCGUCGCUGGAAUCGGUUCGUAAAUUUGCAAAAGGAUUCCUGGAGGAGGAGAGCCGAUUAGACAUACUUAUUAACAAUGCGGGCGUCAUGGCCUGCCCGAAAGCGCUCACCAAGGACGGAUUCGAGCAGCAGCUGGGCGUGAACCAUUUGGGGCACUUUCUGCUCACGAAUCUACUGCUGGAUCGAUUGAAGGCUUCGUCACCGAGCCGGAUCGUGAAUCUGUCCAGCCUGGCGCACAAGUACGGCAAAAUCAACCGGAAAGACCUGAACAGUGAGCACUCGUACAACCAGGUGACGGCCUACUGCCAGAGCAAGCUGGCCAACGUGAUGUUCACGCGGGAGCUGGCAAAGCGUCUGCAGGGGACGGGUGUCACUGCCUACUCCGUUCAUCCCGGAACGGUCGACACCGAACUGCCCCGCCACAUGGGUUCGCUUUUCUUCCUGUUCGAUCAUAAACUGGUAAAACCCUUGCUACGAGUAGCAUUUAAGACGCCACUUUCCGGUGCCCAGACCACGCUCUACACGGCCCUGGACGAAGAUCUGGCGGAGGAAAGCGGCAAAUACUACGCUGACUGUCGGGAGCAAAAGCUGAGCAAAUACGCACGGAACGACGAGCUGUCCGCGUGGCUUUGGGACGAAAGCGUACGAAUGACGAAAUUAAGCGGCUGAACUAAAGCACCUGGUGAUCGUGAAGCUUUUUUGGCCGGGGGAGAUCAUAUGGACUCACUUUGGGGAAGGCCUUUCUCUCUCUCUCACACACAGCUCUGUAUCUUACUGGAGACGUUAAUUUAAAACGUGAUGACGUGGAGUAAUAAAACGAAGUACUAACUAGUUUA
This is a messenger RNA of Anopheles gambiae (African malaria mosquito), 1902 nucleotides long. RefSeq names its product retinol dehydrogenase 12. Lineage: Eukaryota; Metazoa; Arthropoda; Insecta; Diptera; Culicidae. Bases 779 to 1735 code for a protein of 318 amino acids. The transcript has 5 exons. The record is from RefSeq and is a predicted model, not a curated record.